This is a messenger RNA of Cannabis sativa, 5007 nucleotides long. Its product is annotated as putative disease resistance protein At1g50180. The transcript has 4 exons. The record is from RefSeq and is a predicted model, not a curated record. Gene Ontology annotation, molecular function: ADP binding. Gene Ontology annotation, biological process: defense response to other organism. Bases 2019 to 4814 code for a protein of 931 amino acids. NCBI's taxonomy places the organism in Eukaryota, Viridiplantae, Streptophyta, Magnoliopsida, Rosales, Cannabaceae.
CAAUUCAAUUCAGUUACUGAGUUUGAGCAAAUCAUCUUAUGGCAGAUGUUGUUGUUUCGUUUGUGAUUGAAAGGCUUGGAGACUUGGUGACUUCUGAAGCUGAAUUCUUGCAUGGAAUCAAAGGCCAAGUGGGGAAAGCACAGAUCAAGCUUCAAUGUAUGAGUGCUUUCUUAAAAGAUGCAGAUGCUUGGGUUAGAAAUGGUACCGAUGAGAGAGUUCGCCUUUUGGUUGUCCAAAUCAGAAAAAAUUCUCUUGACUUGGAGGAUGUUAUUGCAACUUAUGUCUUCAAAGUGGCUUUGAAGAGGAAUGAAGGUGUACUCAAAAGAACUAUUAACAUCUUAAGAGAGGGAAUUGAUGUCCACAAAGUUGGAUUAGAGAUUGAGAGGAUCUCAUCCAACAUUGAUACUUGGACUUUACAAUUAGAAGCACUUGGUGUAAACAGAUCACUUGACAAUGCAGCUGAAGCUUCUUCAAGAUAUGUCCAGAAGCAAAAAGAGUUGAGAAGAGUUGGUAACUCUUUUGACUGAAAAGGAGAACCCUCAUAAACAUAAGGCGAUUUCGAUAUGUGGGAUGGGAGGUUUGGGAAAGACCACUCUUGCCAGAAAGGUCUAUCAGCAUCCUCAAGUUAGGACUCACUUUGAUUGUUCUGCUUGGGCCUCAAUAUCUCAGCAAUGUAAUAGACGUGAAGUCUUAGAAGGAAUUCUAUUUCCUCAAUGACAAGGAGAGUUGGGAGCUGUUUCAGAACAAGUACUUCCAUGUCGCAACAGAUCCAUCAAACUCAAAUGAUGAUGAAAGGAAGAAGGAACUAGCGGUAGAGUAAAAGAGUAAAAACCUUGUUUUUUGUAUUUGGCUCGUUAUGUCAUUUACUCAUAGCAGAAGGUUUUAUAUCGCGAAGAAAAAGUUCUGUGGAAAUAUUGACUCAAAAAGGUCUCAAACAGGUUAUAACAUUUCAGAUGAAAGGUUACACAAUAAGUUGGAAUGCCAAUUUGAAAUCAGUUGUAGCAUUAUCAACCACAGAGCCUAAGUAUAUUGCUUGCACUGAAGCUGUAAAUGAAACACUCUGGCUCAAGGGAAUUACAAAGGAACUUGGUAGUGAUUAAAGAUCAACACCAAUAUUCUGACAGUAAAAGUGCAUUGCAUUUGAGCAGAAACCAAGUCUUCCAUGAUAAGUCUAAACACAUUGAUGUUAGACUCCAUUUCAUCAGAGAAAUAAUCAAUGAAGGCAAGGUUUAAACUCAAAGAUCCUACUGCAGUCAAUCUAUCAUACAUGCUCACAAAGGCUCUCCCUAGUAGUGACAAGUUCAAGCACUACCUGAACCUACUUUCUAUCUUAGUUCUGUAAAUUGUUUUUCAUAUGUAUAUUAGUAGUCAAGGUGGAGAAUCGCUAUAUUUGUAUUGCCUUGCUGAUGUUGUAACAGUUAGAGGUAGUUAGUAGUUGUAACAAUCAUUUCAACUCGGAAUUCUUUAUAUGAUCGCAAUGUGAAAUGAUUCUACUACCUCCCACUACCACACCACUACAACUCGGCAUUAAUUUUUAUAUGUCUUCCAUUCCAUUAGGCAAAUCAUAAAAGCAAUCACUUAGUCUUGGCAUACCACCAUUGCAGAAUGGUGAGAAAUCUGAUUUGCAGCCGCUGAACUCCUCAGAAAAAUACAGUUAGAACCACAUGAGGCACAGCCACAGUUAGAAAAUUGACUUAAGAGAGUAACAAGGAGAGUCAAGUCAACCAAUUGAAGAUGGGUUCCUUGUUGGAAGUUGCUUAUUAUGGUGGGCCUACCAAUACCAAUAAUGCUGAAUGCCUUUUAGCUACUCCACACAUAUAGGAAUAGGACCACCUCUAAAUCACUCUAAGGAUAAGAAAAAAAAUCAGAGAAAAGAACAAAAUAAGCAGCCAAUAUUGAAUACCAACAACACCACUUGGGAUAGAAAUGCUUAAAUGAGUGAUCUGUUUUGCUGUUAGAUCAUAUCAUACAAUUCAAUUCAAUUUAAUUCAGUUCACUUACUGAGAAAAAAUCAUCAAAUGGCAGAUGCUGUUGUUUCAUUUGUGAUUGAAAGAAUUGGAGACUUACUAAUUGAUGAAGCCAAGUUCUUGUAUGGAGUUGAAGGCCAAGUGGGGAAUGCAAAAAUCAAGCUUCAAUGUAUGAGUGCUUUCUUAAAAGAUGCUGAUGCUUGGGUUAGGAAUGGUACCAAUGAGAGAGUUGGCCAUUUGAUUGUCCAAAUCAGAGAAAAUUCUCUUGACUUGGAGGAUGUUAUUGAGACUUAUGUCUUCAAAGUGGCUUCCUCUUCUAAUCAUGGAACUAUGAGACGUGCAUUGCAAUGGUGUGUUCGCAUUAUUGAUGUGUAUAAAGUUGUAUCAAAGAUAAAGGAGAUCUCAUCCAACAUCGAUACUUGGACGUCGCAAUUAGAAAGAUUUGGAGUACAGAGAUCAAUAGACAAAGCAGAUGAAGCUUCUUCAAGCAGCUAUGUCCACAAGCAAAAAGAGUUGAGGCAAGUUUAUUCUCAUGUCGAAGACAAUGUUGUUGUCGGAUUUGGAAAAGAUAUUGAAGAGUUGGUAACUCUUUUGACUGAAAAAGAGAACCCUCAUAUGCAUAAGGUGAUUUCUUUAUGUGGGAUGGGAGGUUUGGGGAAGACCACUCUUGCAAGAAAGGUCUAUCAGCAUCCUCAAGUUAGGACUCACUUUGAUUGUUAUGCUUGGGUCUCAAUAUCUCAGCAAUGUAACAGGCGUGAUGUCUUGGAAGGAAUUUUAUUUGCUUUCACCUCUCCCACCAAAGAAAGAAGAGAAGAAAUCAAAAUCAUAAGUGAUGAAGAAUUAGCCAAGGAGCUUUACAACUUUCAGAAACAAAAAAAAUGUUUGGUGGUCCUUGAUGAUAUAUGGACAACUGCAACAUGGGAUCUUUUAAAACAUGCAUUUCCUACUACAUCUCAAGGAGGCACAUUACAUAGCAAGAUCUUACUCACUACUCGGAAUAAGGUCGUAGCUUUGCAUGCCGAUCAACAUGGUAUCGUCCAUGAACCUCAUUUCCUCAAUGAAGAGGAGAGUUUGGAGCUGUUUCACAAAAAGCUACCAACUUCAAAUGAUGAUGAAGAAAGGAAGAAAGAACUUGCAGUAGAGAUGGUUAGAAGGUGCUCUGGUUUGCCAUUAGCCAUCAUUGUCCUUGCUGGGCUUCUAUCUAAGAAACAUACCUUAUAUGAGUGGGAGCUGAUGAAAGUAAAUGUAAUUCGCUGCAUCAGUCAAGGUGAUCAACAACAUGACGGCGACUCAAGAUACCGUAGUGUCUUGUGGGUGUUAGGUUUGAGUUACAGUGAGUUACCAUCUCACUUGAAGCCUUGUUUUUUGUACUUGGCUCGUUACGGUGAAGAUGUCACGAUAAGAGUAAAAGAGUUAUGUCUUGUACUCAUAGCAGAAGGUUUAAUAUCGCAAAGAAUAGGUUCUGUGGGAACUUGGGAGGAAGUGGCAUAUGAUUGGUUGUGUGAGUUGGUGGAGAGGAGUAUGAUUCAGGUGAAAGAAAUGAGUUCAACAGGAAGAAGGAUAAAAUCAUUUUGCAUCCAUGAUCUCAUGCGAGAUGUUUGCUUGUCUAAAGCUCAAGAAGAAAACUUCCUUCGUUUUAUUGAUUGGCAGAAUAGAAGGGAAGAGCCCAUAGAAACAACGGUACGAAGAGUUUCCAUCAAUAAUAGUGGAAAAACUAAUUGUAGUGAUUUUAUUCAUAUGGUUAGAAAUAUAGAUGGCUCUCUCAGAUGCCUUGCUGUAGAUGGAGGAAUUGAGUAUAAUUAUAAAAGAGUAUUGAGACAUGCAUGCAAUCACUUUUUGAAGCUUAGAGUUUUGAUUAUUGGUCAUCAAUAUAGGUAUUCCAGAUCUAGUUUGAAGUUGCCAAAAGAAAUUGGGAAUCUGAUCCAUCUAAGGCUAUUACUUAUUCUUAGUUGCCAUAUUGAAAAGAUUCCAUCUUCUUUUGGGAAUUUAAGAUGCCUGCAGAGUUUGAGAGUAAGGAGCAAGAGUGAUAAAAUACCAAGUUCAAUGUGCAUGUUGGAGCAACUGAGGCAUCUAUAUCUUAUCACUGUAGAUGGUAAUGGCAUAGAAUUUGGUAAUUUCUUGAGGUCAACUAAGUCUAGAAAUUUACAAACAUUGGUAGGUAUUCGUACUAAGGAUCUUCUACUGAGUGAUAUUCUACAACAGGAGAGUCUCAAAAAAUUACGAAUUUGUGUGGAUGGAAAUUUUGAGACAUUCUUACACAAUCCCCAAACUCUCACAUUCACUCGUCUUCUCUCUUUAAAAGUAGACAGUUUAAUUGGUGUCACCGCCAUAGAUAUAAUUCCCUUGAUAUUAAGCUGUCCUCAUAUUUAUAAGCUUACCCUGUACUCGCCUAUAUUAAGAUUACCAGAAGUCAACCAAUUCUCCCCAAAUCUCAUCAAGUUACAGUUGAGAUUUCUCCAACUUAAGGAUGAUCCAAUGCCAACAUUAAAAAAGCUACCACAAUUAAGAGUCCUUGUGAUUGCCUAUGAUAGUUUUAGAGGGGAUGAGAUGGUGUGCUCAAGAGGAGGUUUCCCUCGACUUGAAUCUCUUGAGCUUAGUACUCUACAUAACUUGAAAGAGUGGAAAGUGGAGGAGAGUGCAUUGCCUUCACUUGCCUAUUUGCGUAUUGAGAAAUGCAGGGGAUUGAGGAGAGUUCCAAAUGGAGUAAGAAACAUUGUUACACUCAAUGAGAUAAAGAUACAUAAUAUGCCUAAGAAAUUCAAAGAAAGGAUGGAGCAAGGAGGAGACGAUUUCCACAAAGUCAACCACGUACCCUCACGUGUAUUCAUGGAAUGUGAUAAAGAUUGAUAGAAUCUCAUAUGAAGAUUUGGAGGAUGCGUUUGCCAAUCACCAUUCACCAGUGUCUGUUUGCUCAAUAAUUAAUAAUGGGAAUGUAAUGUGUAAUAUUCGAAUUGUGUUGUUGUGUUUUAAUUCUUAAAUUACUGUCUCUUUCUGUAAUUGACAAGAGCUCAUGUGCAGAGUGUUAUCUUUUGUUCUUCUU